Molecule: messenger RNA, 4744 nt
Organism: Sabethes cyaneus
Lineage: Eukaryota; Metazoa; Arthropoda; Insecta; Diptera; Culicidae
Exons: 13
Coding region: 1-4725 (1574 amino acids)
Biological process (GO): actin filament bundle assembly
Cellular component (GO): cytoplasm
Molecular function (GO): actin filament binding
Source: RefSeq, a predicted model, not a curated record
AUGCAAAAUCAUAUUCAGUUUGUGAAGAAUUUAUUCCACAAUUGCUUCAAUCAGCAACCAACCAGUGAAUCCUUCAUGCGUGACGGUUCCAUUCUGUCAACGUUACGGAAAAGCAAAUUUCACACUUUGAAUGACCACCGGAAGCUAGUGAGAGAUUUCGAUCGCAAUUAUGAUGCCAUCAGUGCUAGAAACGACAGAAUCAAAUUUCCUGCAGUGAGAACAUUGGAUAUAAUUCCAAAAUCGAAAGACGUUCUAAACGGCGAUUGGAUUCUGCGAUACUCGGAUUCCGAAACCAACAAAUAUCCAUGGAGUGGCGAUUCUAGCCCAAACUUCGAUCUCGUUCCAUGGCGUAGACCCAAGCACAACCAAACCCUGUUGAGUCAUCCUACUUUUAGCUACCCAAAACGAUGGAACGAAGCAAAAGAUAAAAAGAUUCUGCAACGCUUGCACAAAAUCGAAGCCAAACAGGUGAAGAAACACCUCAAGGAAAGCCUAAAGUACUCCAAACGCGUCAAACGAAUCCGCAUAAUGCUGUCGGUGGAAAUGCGUCAGAAAAACUACGAGGUGCUGCCACCGAAAAUUCUACCCCGUCGAUUCGAAAUCAAACCUACCAUUACCAAUGGAACCAACGUGUCACCGAAGAAUCACAUUACGCGACUAACGGUGGUGGCCGUUCAGCACGAGAGUCAAUCACGGUCACGUCAUUGGGGUUACUUCAGCCAGCGGCGGAAUGAAAAUUUUAAGGAAAAAAUCGCCAAAGAAGAAGCCAAAAGCGCUGGUCGCAAACCCGAGCGGGAAAUUAAGGCAAAACCGGUGGAGGCGCCCAACUUUUCUGGCAGUGGCCCGCCCACCGGCAGCGCCAGUGCCGAUGAUUCACUCGGUAGACUGCGGGAGAUCGAACAGCACGUUUUCUGCAAAAAUAUGAACGCAGUGAAAACGCUCAACCCCGUCAAGCCCAUAACGCCGUUCGCUCCGAAGCAGGUCGAAAGUGAUAAAAUGAUAGUACAAAUGUGCCGGCGGUGUAGAAGCAAACGCGUGACAGUGGGGUGCUCCGGCUAUAACGAGUCCAGAUAUCAGUCGCAUCUGGACUCGUCCCAUGCGCAGCAGAUGAUGUCCCCGAUGGAACGGCCGGCGGGUGGAGCCCUGGCGCUUCACUACGCGGCCGCUCGCGGGUGCCUCGACUGUGUGCGGCUGUUGGUGGAGGCGGCGCCUGACAUCAGCGCCAAUACCCAGAUGGACAACGACGUGACCCCGGUCUACUUAGCGGCUCAGGAGGGACAUCUUGAGGUGCUGAAAUUUCUAGUCCUGGAAGCCGGCGGAUCGCUGUACGUGCGAGCCCGCGAUGGCAUGGCACCGAUCCAUGCUGCCUCUCAGAUGGGAUGUCUGGACUGUUUGAAAUGGAUGGUCGAAGAUCAAGGUGUAGACCCAAACCUGCGUGACGGUGAUGGUGCCACUCCACUUCACUUUGCUGCUUCCCGAGGGCAUUUGACCGCUGUACGGUGGUUGCUCAGCCACGGAGCCAAACUAUCCCUGGACAAGUACGGCAAAAGUCCCAUCAACGACGCCGCUGAAAAUCAGCAAGUUGAGUGCUUGAACGCUUUGGUGCAGCACGGAAAUCGCGAACCCGACUACGGUGAAACGAAACAACUGAAAGUCGCUCAACGAAUUCAACCAGAACAGCUGUACGGAUCGCCCCCACUACUUUCGGCUGCCUCCGUUACCCCACAGCAGCAAAAACGGGCAUCGAAAAAGCAAUCGGGCACUCAUCAUCACUACAACAAAAACAAAGUAUUCAGCCAAAAUACGAUGAUGUCUAAAUCCUCUUCCGGUAGUUCAGAUUCUGAACCUUUCUAUCUUCAUCCGCCUACAAUAAGGCAAACUAAGGAUGGCUUGUAUACUCGCCAAUCACCGGAUAGUUACUAUGGCACAGUGCCACCAAACGACGGUGUCUACAUAAACCCUAUGCGAAACGGCUCCUCUACUCCGCCUAGUCCAAGCGGUAGCGUUUCGGGUGAAUCUUUCUUUUUGCACGAUCCCCAAGAAGUUAUCUACAAUCGGGUGAAGGAUCUUUUCGAUUCUGACCUGAGCACCAGUACUACCAAGGACGAACGAAACGGACAUUCUCGGGCCAUGACAGUUCAAGUAGAAGUUCACUCCAGCAGUAGUGGGGCGGCCAGCGGUUCAGAUGAGGAUCUAUCGGUGUCCUCUUCCAAUUCGGAUGCACAACGGAAACCGCCUGAAGUGAAAAGAAGCAACUCGAAGUCUGCCCACGAUCACGACUAUGAAGACAUCUAUCUGGUACGAGAGGAGGCCCGGUAUGGCACGAAAACAAGAAACGGUGCCGGCCGGAGUAGAUCCAGGGACAGCGGGUCCCAUUCCAGAUCGGCCAGUGCCAGCUCGAAUCGCAGCAAUGAUAUUAUUAUGCAAUUAACCAAUCAGACGGUGAGUAACAAGGAACAGAUGCUGAUUAACAAGCGAAACAAUCUGUACGAACAGCAAAACGCCAAGCACCGCUACGAUAUGCCGCUAAACUACAAAACAACAAACCUGAGCAAGGCCAGCAAAUCGGCAAGCCAUCACCAGUCGAGCCGGGAGCUGAGCUUAGCUGCAUCACGCAACGAUAACGCGUACGAAAGCGUCUGCGCACCGGAAGAUACCCACGAGCGAACGAAGCUCGCCCAGCGCCAUUCCCUGCCGCAAGGUGUCGCCAGUGUGAACGGUGGUCUGAGCGCUGGCAACGCUGCCGGUAAGCAGGUGAAGCGCAACGGAUCGAUGAACAAAAACGAAAAUAAAGCCCCAGUGGGACCCCCACCGCCACCUCUGCCGCCGCCGUUGAAGGCACCGUCGCAGGCAGCCCACUACGGGACCGGCGGCGUCAGUCAGACCAAGUCCGGCUCGAUGACGAACGGCAAUAAUUUCUAUCUGCACAAGCACAUGAACGGCAGCAGCGGCGGCGGAUCGCAGCAGAACGCGAUGAAGUUUAACACUAGUGCCAGUAUCGGUAGUGGCGGCACUUCGGGCUCCCAGAACAACGCUCAGCACGACUACUACAAUCAGCUUCCCCUACAGCAACAGCAGCAGCAACAACAGCAGCAACAUAAUGGAACGGAAGGACCAGAUUCUGACUCCGGACUGGAGGUGGUAGAAGAAUCCACCCUAAAACCAUCGGAUUUGAUCCGAGGAAACCACAACCGCAGCAUGUCCAUAAUUUCAGCGAACAAGAAAGCCAAACUCAUCACUGGCCCCGGCAACGGUAACGGAAAUGGCAACAGCAGCAGCAGCACCCUCCUUAGUCCGACCAGCUCGACCAAAGCAGUCGACGAUCAGUACUACGGCCAUCAACAGCUGUACCAGUCGCGCUCGAACUCCGCUCUGUCGUCGUCCAGUCACGGUCCGAAUCUGGUGAACAAGCAGCUCGUGCUGCCAUUCGUUCCGCCGGCCUUCCCGAACGGAUCCGCGGACAACUCCAACCAUCUGAUCAAACCGUCCGAGUAUCUCAAGAGCAUCAGCGACAAAAAGUCUAAUGCUGGCUCUCAGAGAUCUUCCGACACCGAAGACUAUAUGCCAUUGAACGCAACCAUCACGGUACAGUCGGGACCGGAACCACCAAAACCACCUCCACCCCCGCCGGCACCCCCGAUGCUGUUUCCCAACGGCACUGGCGGCGGCCCCAAUAAAGACGGCAACAGUCAGACCGGAACGAUAAAAAGCAACGGCAGCGUCCCCCCUCCGCCCCCGCCGCAGGACUCGACGAUACGAAAGCAGCAACAGCCACUGUCGGCGAUUUCGAUCCAAGAUCUGAACAGUGUGCAGCUUCGCCGGACCGAUAAGAUGCUCUCGAAGACAUUCUCGGCGCCCACCCGCAGCAUGAGUAUGCAGUGCCUCUCCUCCACUAACGAACAGUUCCUGUCGCAGAAGACCGACCUGAUUGCCGAGCUGAAAAUGUCCAAAGACAUCGCCGGCGUCAAGAAGAUGAAGGUCGAACGAGCCAAACUGGAAGACAGACAAGCCACCGAAGUGUACUCCGAGGUGACGCGGCAAUUUACCGCCGCGAACUACGUAGAUCAGUUAUUCCAGGUACCGGAACGUGACCACGCCGGAAACAUCAUUCCGGAUUGGAAACGACAGAUGCUCGCCAAGAAGGCAGCCGAAAAGGCCAAGAAAGAGUUUGAAGACAGACUUGCUCGGGAAGCGGAAGACCGACGAUUGUCGGCCAUACCUAAAUGGAAGCGGGACCUGAUGGCACGAAAAGAAGAAGCGGAAAGCAAGCUCAAAUCCUCGAUCUACACCCCCCGCGUGGAAGAACACCAGCGUCGGACGGAUACGUGGCGUUCGCGAAUGUCUCAAAGGGCGAUGUCGAUCGACAACAUUAGCUUCACGUCGCCGACCGAGGACUCUCAUGUGGGCUCCCGUUUCAAUAAGGAAAACAACCACAACAAUCAGCAGAGUGGCACGAACGGUGCCACCAGCAAUGGAGUACAUGUCAACGGCAACAACACCCAUAGCAACAAUAGUAGCAAUACCAACAACGUAAACGGAAGCACCGCCGGAAGCAACCAUCCGAGUGUUCGCGGUUCGAUUGAAAAUAUCAAUAGCAAGAAUGAAUACCAUCAAAAUAGUAGUGCACAUUCGAAUGGUAACGAUGAUGAUGAUGAAAGUGAACAGAUUAUACCAUGGCGAGCUCACCUGCGGAAAACCAACAGCCGUCUUAGCUUGAUUGGCUAGCCAAGCGCAUGCUGUUAUC